Capsicum annuum is the source of this 608-nucleotide messenger RNA. RefSeq lists its product as uncharacterized. The annotation marks the transcript as partial. The record is from RefSeq and is a predicted model, not a curated record. The transcript has a single exon. Gene Ontology annotation, biological process: regulation of protein localization to cell surface; double fertilization forming a zygote and endosperm; regulation of double fertilization forming a zygote and endosperm. Gene Ontology annotation, cellular component: extracellular region; vesicle. NCBI's taxonomy places the organism in Eukaryota, Viridiplantae, Streptophyta, Magnoliopsida, Solanales, Solanaceae.
AUGUCGGGAAGGAGCAUAUUCUUUUGUGUUUUUCUAUUGCUGAGUGUUUGCAUGGGCAUCAUUACUGCCACGGCAAGGGAACUCAAAAGAGAAAACAAGAAGUUGUUUGGUACGUCAUCAACUCUAUCAUGGUGGCAUCAUCGUCAUCCACCCCGAUGGUGGUGGCAUCAUCAUCGCCCAUACUAUGUACCUUCAAUUGGAUGGUGGCUUCGUCACAAACACCACCCAAUAAAACCAUCACCACCGACUCACGUGGCUCCAUUUCCAAUUGAUAAUGGUAUUCCUCCAUUGCACAUGACUUCACCAACUCAUCCACCGCAAGUGGCUCCGUCCCAUGAUGCUGUGAUUUCGCCACCGCACACGACUCUACCACCAACUCAGCCACCACAUGCGGUUCCACCGACUUCUUGCUCUAUGCUUCCUAUCAAGGUGAAUGGUUGUGUACCUGAUUUGAUCACUUCAUUUAUCAAAGGUAAAGUUUCAUCAUCCACACAAUGUUGCAAAGUCGUUUCAAGUAUUUCGGAUGAAUGCUUUGACAAAGGGCUCACGCUCUUCAGAAUACCAAGUUUUCGAAGAAAAAUGAGGAACUAUUGCACUCAUCAUCAAUG